AUGUUUGGUAGCGGCACCACCGGCAACAGCUCGCCCGGGUCCAAAGCAGCAGCAGCCGAGACGACGGACGACGCUGCCGCCGCCAAGAUUCCGCUCUCCUCCCCCACCACCGGUAGCGACGGCGUCGACGAGGGCGCAUCCACGACCCCCGCCUCGGCCGCUGCCGCUACCCCCUCCAAGACGACGGAUCAGGCUGCCAGCGGCGAGAAGCGCAGCGGCAACGGCAGCCCCACCGGCCGCAACAGCAACAACGGCAGCGACAACGGAGGUGGCGGCGGCGCAGGGGUGUCCUCGGAUAAGAAGAGACGCAGCAGCAGCAGCGUAGGCGGCAAGGCAAGCAGCCUCAUCGCCUCGGCCAAGAACUCUCUCAACUUUGCCCACGUCGGCCGCGCCUCGGCCGCGGCCGCGGCCGCCAACGCCAACAGCUCGGACAGCCAGUCACCCAUCCAGAAGCUCGGCCGCCACGACCCGGCCCUUGCUGUGCCCCAGGGCCAGUACAACAACUCGGCCGGGGAGUCGCUGCCCGGCCCGAAAUCCACUUUUCGCGUGGGCGUCUGGGAGGACAGGAACAAGAAGUGCCGCCGCACAAUGGAGGACACGCACGCCUUCCUCUACAACUUCCUGUCCACCACCCCGCCUCCCAGGCCCGCCACCACUGCGGCGGCGGUCUCGGCGAGCGACCCGGACGACACCGUCGGCUCGCAGAAGCAGGACGUGGUGGAGUCGGACAAUGGGUACUUUGCCAUCUUUGACGGCCACGCCGGCACCUUUGCGGCCGACUGGUGCGGCAAGAAGCUCCACGUCCUCCUGGAGGAUACGGUGCGCAGGAAUCCCACCGCCCCCAUGCCGGAGCUCCUCGACCAGACCUUCACCGCCGUGGACAGCCAGCUCGAGAAGCUGCCGGUGAAGAACAGCGGGUGCACGGCCGCCAUCGCCGCUCUCCGCCUGUCGUACGACCACAAGGGCAGCGACGAGAAUGAGGGAAGGCGCAUCGCCAACGCCGGUGGGCUGAUACUCAAUAACCGCGUCAAUGGCGUGCUGGCCGUCACGAGGGCGCUGGGCGACACGUACAUGAAGGAUCUGGUGACCGGGCACCCAUACACGACGGAGACGGUCAUUCAGCCUGGAAGCGACGAGUUUGUCAUUAUUGCCUGUGACGGUAUCUGGGACGUCUGCAGCGACCAGGAAGCCGUAGACCUGGUACGCGACAUGCAUGACCCCGUGGCGGCAUCCAAACUUCUCGUGGACCACGCCCUCAGCCGGUUCAGCACGGACAACCUGUCGUGCAUGGUUCGGACGCGGUCACGAUCCUAUAGCGCGGGGCAGGGGCAGGGAUGA
Molecule: messenger RNA, 1338 nt
Organism: Geosmithia morbida
Lineage: Eukaryota; Fungi; Ascomycota; Sordariomycetes; Hypocreales; Bionectriaceae
Exons: 4
Coding region: 1-1338 (445 amino acids)
Biological process (GO): protein dephosphorylation
Molecular function (GO): protein serine/threonine phosphatase activity; cation binding
Source: RefSeq, a predicted model, not a curated record